Molecule: messenger RNA, 7133 nt
Organism: Cololabis saira (Pacific saury)
Lineage: Eukaryota; Metazoa; Chordata; Actinopteri; Beloniformes; Belonidae
Gene: purab
Product: purine-rich element binding protein Ab
Exons: 1
Coding region: 64-945 (293 amino acids)
Biological process (GO): regulation of transcription by RNA polymerase II
Cellular component (GO): nucleus
Molecular function (GO): purine-rich negative regulatory element binding; DNA-binding transcription factor activity, RNA polymerase II-specific; RNA polymerase II transcription regulatory region sequence-specific DNA binding
Source: RefSeq, a predicted model, not a curated record
GCAGCAGCAGCAGCAGGCAGAGACAGGGAGAGAGCUGGACGGUAGCGCAAGGGAGGCAGCAUCAUGGCGGACAGAGACAGUGGCAGUGACCACGGAGGGCCCGCCGCGGGCCCCGGCUCGCUGCCCCAGGGGGCAGGGGGGCCCAGCAUGGGCGCCGUGUCCCGGCUGCAGCACGACACCGAGGAGCUGGCCUCGAAGCGCAUCGACAUCCAGAACAAGCGCUUCUACCUCGACGUGAAGCAGAACGUGAAGGGCCGCUUCCUGAAGAUAGCCGAGGUCGGGGCCGGCGGCAACAAGAGCCGCCUGACUCUGUCCAUGUCCGUGGCCGUGGAGUUCCGAGACUACCUGGGCGACUUCAUCGAGCACUACGCGCAGCUGGGGCCCUCCAACCCGGACACGGUGCAGGACGAGCCGCGGCGGGCGCUCAAGAGCGAGUUCCUGGUGCGGGAGAAUCGGAAGUACUACAUGGACCUGAAGGAGAACCAGCGGGGCCGGUUCCUGCGGGUCCGGCAGACCGUGAACCGGGGGCCCGGCCUGGGCUCCUCGGCGCAGGGCCAGACCAUCGCCCUGCCGGCGCAGGGGCUGAUCGAGUUCCGCGACGCCCUGGCCAAGCUGAUCGACGACUACGGCGUGGACGAGGAGCCGGCCGAGCUGCCCGAGGGCACCUCGCUCACCGUCGACAACAAGCGCUUCUUCUUCGACGUGGGCUCCAACAAGUACGGCGUGUUCAUGCGGGUGAGCGAGGUGAAGCCGACCUACCGGAACUCCAUCACCGUGCCCUGCAAAGUGUGGUCCAAGUUCGGCAACACCUUCUGUAAAUACGCCGAGGAGAUGCGCAAGAUCCAGGAGAGGAGUAGAGAGAAGCGGGCCUCCGAGCUGCUGCUGCAGCAGCCCGAGGGCCCGCACGGCGCCGGCCCCGGCCCCGAGGACGCGGAGGACGACUGACCUGACCCGGGGGAGGGGGGUUGAGGAGACGCCGGUGGUGGGGUAAAAAGUGAUUGCCAUGGCUGCCACAAUCUGAUUUCUUCUGAUUUCUGGCCGCGGGAGCGCGCACAGCAGCCCGUUGAGAGAGAGCACUAAAACGUCAGAUUUUCAGAUUAUGAAGCUCAAGAAUGAGAUCAAAUCAUAUUUAGGCAGAAACAACUUUCAUUAACUGUAUUUGGCCUUCAAUCCAUUUUUGGCAGGUGAAAAUCCAUUUUUUCUGUUGUAAUGGUCCUUAAAAAGAGUUAAAAGCAAUCCUGUGAGCUCUAGUAUUUAUAUUAUGAAGCUCAAGAAUGAGAUCAAAUCAUAUUUAGGCAGAAACAACUUUUCAUUAACUGUAUUUGGCCUUCAAUUAAUUUUUGGCAGGUGAAAAUGCCUAUUUUGUGUUGUAAUGGUCCUUUAAAAGAGUUAAAAGCAAUCAUGUGAGCUCUAUAAUAAUAUAAACACUAGUGUUUAUAUUAUGAAGCUCAAGAAUGAGAUCAAAUCAUAUUUAGGCAGAAACAACCUUUCAUUAACUGUAUUUGGCCUUCAAUCAAUUUUUGGCAGGUGAAAAUGCCUAUUUUGUGUUGUAAUGGUCCUUUAAAAGAGUUAAAAGCAAUCCUGUGAGCUCUAGUGUUUAUAUUAUGAAGCUCAGGAAUGAGAUCAAAUCAUAUUUAGGUAGAAACAACCUUUCAUUAACUGUAUUUGGCCUUCGAUCAAUUUCUGGCAGGUAAAAAGACCCAUUUUCAGGGGAGAAAUCAGAUUCUGGCAGGCAAUCACUUUUUGGCACAACACCGGCGUGGAAACAACCAAGAAAAAAACUGAGCUUAUAGGAGAGAAGACGAGACUUUUAACUGUAAAAUAGAGAGAGAAUUUCCAAGGGAAUCACUCCACACACAUCACUUCCACAGACAUGGCAGCAGCUCUGCUGUCUCCUCGCUCAUUGUACUGGAUGUCACCCCACUUACCACCCAUGUAACAGUAAGCCGCUGCUAUCAAGAAUUGAACUGUAAGAUAUGAACUCUUUCCUACUUGACUUAAAUGACAAUGAACAGAGUGUUUAUAUCUCUAUCAAUGACAGAUUUUGCACACAUCAGAGCUAUUUCGAGAAAAAAAAAAUAAUGUUUAAUCGUUUUCAAAGUGGUUAAUAUACCAAGAUUUAAUCCAAGUCAAACCAGAGGUCUAUUAUAUAAGAUGACAGUCUUCAUGUAGAGUGAAUAUUUGACAUCAGCACAAGGAGAACAAUACCUAUGAUGAACUUUAUGAAAACCAAAAUCUGAUACCAGAUGUAUAGUUUACUAUAAAGGUACGAAGAAUUAAUAAGAAUCUGAAGAACGCCGCACUACAGGCCCGUAAACACCUGUCAAUAAGCUUGUGGGCUCAUGGUUUAAAAAUACGUUGGCAAAGUAGACAAUAGUUUUUAAAUUUGAACAAAAUAAAUAAUAAUGGUCAGCCAAUGACAGCAUUUCUAUCAUGCCAUCGUGAACAGUUGAGACACGACUAAAUAGUCUACUUUGUGCGCCUCAAACAAAUGGGAUAAAACUAUGUCGGAGCUACUCUAUAGAAUACCAACCCUCUUGCACCAUGUCCAUGUAAACUUAAAUGAAAAAAGUGCUAACUUAGAUGUACUAAUUAUGAUUUUGUGAAUCAGCUGUAAAGAAAUCCUUAUUAAGAUACCCACGUUUUCUGUGGGUUAAUUUUUUUUCUUUGUUACUUUGUUGUUUUCUUUCCUCUGGGAGGGUGGGGGAUGCAAAAAGCUUAAGAUCCACUUGUGGGGGGAACGCAAAGCGUAGAAACAAACAAACAAACAAAAAAAAAAAGACAAAAAAAAAAAAAGAAGAAGCGACAGCUCGCGGCGAGGCAACGCAUCCUCUCUGACAUCAUUACGACCCGUGCCUUAUACACUCCACUCGUUUACGUGUUCUCACAUGGAUGGUCUGUGACCUCGACCGCUGUACGUUUUCAUUUACGAGUGCUGUUUUGUAGGCAGAAUUAUAUCCUGGUGGGGCUGUGGGUUCUCCCUACCCCUGCAGUGCAUGGAGCAUGCGUGGCAACACCGAAAGGAGAGGCUGAGAGAGGCCGGCGGUGGUUUUGGUCGGGGGAGUCGGGGCUCCCCGUGUUUGAGCUCAGCAUCCCUGGCAGCAGCCCCGGCUGGGCGGCCUGCGACGGGAGAGGGAUGUGUCUCCAGAGCAGUGAAGGGCCAGCGCUGACUGGUGCCUGGAAAUCAAACUGGAGAUCUGACGGGUUGCUUUGCACAUGGUAUGCACCCUGAUGUUGAAAAAAGAAAAGAAGUGAUGGCUAGAACGGCUGGAUGAGGCUGUUGGUCAGAGCGUAGACGGAUGCUGUUAAAGAGCCAGACUGUCAGCCGGUCGGGUCGGGCCAGCCGGCCCAUCCCAUGCAGUCAGUCUGAGUGCAGCCCAGUGGAUGUAGAGGCCUGUUGGUGCAGGGCCCAGGCAGUGUCUAUCUUUUCAUGGUGCUACAGCCCCUUGAUCAUCCCCGGGGGUGCCUCGCCGCUCGAAAUAUGUCACUUUUGCAUUACUGUUAUUCUGAUGCUCUUUCUGUUCUUCAGAGUUCGUUUCUCCACUUUAUGUCGUCCCUAAACGUGUCGGGUUUCUUCCUUGCAGCAAGAGACGAAGCCACCGACUGGUGUAGGACAUUUCAUAUUAGUGUGCAAUAUUGUGUACGUGCCAAUCGUGGCAUUGUAUCGCAUGUACAGACUAUUAUAAGAGGAAAAAAAAAAUGUACCGGCUAUGUGAUCAAUACAUAUUUGAAAGCAUGAUGACGAUGAGGUUAAUACAUCUGCAUUAUAUUUCCGAAAUGUGAAAAGUAAGAAACAGUAAACCUGGUAGUGAGUUUUUUUUGUUUUCUCUGUCACAUCUUUUUAAACCAGUCGGCUGCCUUGUCUGUCUGUCAGUGUGUAUAGACUAGUUUGGGUGUUUUAUGGCCCCCCCUACUGAAUCACAGAAGAGAAAAACACAAUACCCCCCCCCCCCCCCCCCUCAUUCCUGUUCAUACACACACAACACAGAAACCAAACAACUCCUGACUGUCUCUGCAGUGGUCGACGCUGAAGGUUAAUAGUAUCUUGGGGCUUGAGUCCGGGGGUGGCUGGCACACACACACACACACACACACACACUCCCCCUUGCUGAGGCCUCUUGCUAUCUGAGAGCUGGGGAGGCCUCUACACCAUUUUGAAUGGUGUUUAGACUGCGUGAGGCCUCCUGCGAUGAGAAGCAAGGACGUUUGUUGCUGGAGCCCGAGUGUGACGGCUCUCACGCCAGACUGUGUUGAUCGCAGGGCAGGUGAACUUCAACCUGACUUUAGCUUUUCUGCACUUGUGCUUGAGCUGGGCGACAGUGAUCGGCCGCAGCGAAACCCCAAGAACAGAGGAGUUCUGUUGUUUUUACAAUGAGGGUCACAGUCCUUCUGUGUGAUGUGGGCAGACUCUGCUCUCAGAUGUGCUUCACUUUCCCAGCCUGGACUCAGAAAGCGUUUUAAGAAAGGUCCCCGGCUCUUUUGUGGUUCAAAAGUUCAAAUUUCUGACCCGUCUUUUAUUCUUAUCAGACUGUGCUGGGGUUUUUCUCAAGAACCACUUGUGCGUUGAGUGUUGCAGAAAUGAAUCAGGUUCAUAAGAGGCCAGUUUUACCACAGUAGCUAGUCAGACUGGUCCACCUGUGCUACAUGUGUAUCAGAGGUACUGACUUUAAACAAGCUGAUCUGUGUUUGAUUGGUCAUGUUUCUGGCAACAAAGUCGAGAAAUAUGUUCCAGGAAAUCCCAUCUGCUCUACACGGGACUUUCUGAUUCGUGUUUGUCUCAGAAAAGAAAGUGAAAGGCCCAACAAAGCCUGGCACUGCACUGUAGGGGGCUUACCAGCCAGUAGCCUGACGGGACCCUCUGACUCAGCUGUUAUUGGAGAAGAACAGGAAAUCUCUUUACCGUCUUUGCAGAGGUAGCCGCAUGUCCUCACGCUGCCCUGUGAAUUAUAAAGAGCUUCCUAUCAGCUGAAAAAGCCAGAUAACGUCGACAUCCCCCAUAAAGCACGUCUGGGAGCAGUCUGAGCCGGACUCCGUUGUGAUGCAGCACAUAUUCAGCUUGAUUGAAUUAGUAAUUAAGCGAGUCUCAUGCAACAAAAAGUCUCAAACCACACUUUCUCUCUCUUCUCUUCCUUCAGUAGGAGAGCCUGAACCUGCUUAUAGUUUAUUUUGUGAGCUCUUCACUAUGAAACGCCCUUUUUUUUUUUCCUCAAAGACUGAAGUCUUUUUCUUUUUUUUUUUCUCGGUCCAGACUGCAAACGACAUUGCUGCUGGUUGUGUGAUUGUGCAGAGGGAUUCUGUUGAGAGACACGACUCGUCCUUUCGUGGGUCGGGGCCCCGUCUGGGUUACACAGGAAUGGCGGCGCGUGUGAUUUCUGCUGAAAACAAUGUGAUCCGAUCACAUUUCUCAUUUAAUGACGGCUCAACCAGGUUCCCCCACAAAACCCUGGCGUGACCUUGCAGCCCGGUCGAGCCCACACUGCACAGUCACCUAUUUCUGGGACUGACAAUGGAGGGCGGAUGUUUUACGCCCCGCUUUGUGUAACGUGUCAGUGGCCUGACAGUGUGCUCUCCACACCGGCUCUGCCCACAUUCAGUGUGCACGAGUGGCAGAGCACUGAAUCGGUUAGCAUUGAGCAGAAUGAUGAUUGUUUAUACAAGGGGAGCCAUCAUAGCAAUCUUUUAAUAUAAUGUUGCCCUGCCCUUGUCUGUUACAGCUUUAGUGUUUAUUUGCCAAAUCGCAUUCCAAGCGCAUAUAUUUGUUGCAAAAAUUGGUGUUAACUCCAUUAUUCUUCAUAAUCAUUGAGUGAUGGAAACAAAAGAAAUAUAUUUAAUUUGCAGAUAUUACUCAACAAAGUACUCGUUGGCUGUUUCUCCGAUUGCUACAAUGGCUCCAGCUGCAGCUGUGUCGUCCAGCGGUUCCUCGUCCUGGCGUGCACGUGUCGGUAAACUCCUAAAACGGAUCAGACUUCCACGAAGGAGUUUCAAACAACCAAAUGGGCUCGUUUCCUGGUUUCUGUGUUGUGGUGUUUUCAUUGGCCGUUCAGAGUUCCUGGUUAAUCACACAGCCAAUCGCAGCCUCUGGUCAAAGCCAAGCACUAUGUGACUCAUCACAAGCCACCAACAGAGAAGCGUCUUCUGUUUGCACGUGCACCGUGCAGUAGGGUCCAUCGUAUUUCCAGACUGUAUAGGCUACUGUUGUGUAUAGUUAUAAAAAUGUUCUUUUAAUUGUUCUAACGAUGUUGGGAAACAAGAUACUGGAUUUUAAGGGGCGGGGUCAAUGCACAAUGAACAUAUCCCAUGUCACCAUUUGGUCUCCAUCCCUUUACCAUCCCCAUAUGAGAUAAUAUGUUGUAUCUUUCAAAAAUAUUUUAUCUGUGGCGUGUGUGUAUGAGUGUGUGUGUGUGUAUAAAUAUAUACAUAUAUGGUUUGUUAUAUAUGAUGCUCAUCCUUUCAGAAAAAUAUAACAUAUAAACAGGAAAAACAUAUUGCUGUUUUUUUCCUUUGUAUUUUAUACUUAAAGCAUUGAAUAAAAACAGAUACUUGCACUUUAGAUAUAUUAAGAAAAAUAAAAAUCUGCAUAUUAUUUUUGAUAGGGAUCUCACAUUUAAAGAUGAUAAAUUACAGGCUUUGUGACUAUUGCUGGACAGAGAUGUAUUGAGUUGUACUUAAUGAAGUAUAUUUUGUCUGUGUGUCACAAGGUUUACUAAAGUAAAUUGCAUGAAAAAGUAGUGCUAUACCAAUAUUGUUAUUUUUUAUUUGUUUUUGUUUUGUUUCUUUAGUUGGUAAAAAUGUCUAAAAACUGUGAUAACAACCCUCUUGUAUCAUGUUUAACUUCUUCCCUGUCCCCAAAUAUUUCUUACUGAAAUAUGGCCUUUCCUGACUACAUGACAAUGGUGCUUACUUUGGCUUUGACAUCGAGCUCAUCCCAUUCAUCUCAGCAUCAUCAUAACUUGCAUUGUUACUCUCCAUUACUUUCCGUUAUGUACCUUCACUACCUUAUUAAAUUUCCGUUGAUGGCAAAAAAAAAGAACAAAAAAAGAAUGGUGUGCUCUUUUGUACAUUGCUGUUUGUUUUAAUGUUUGGGGAGCCUUGUUGUCUGAAAAAUGACUGAUCGCUCAAUAAAAUGUCAUUCC